Molecule: messenger RNA, 4402 nt
Organism: Cherax quadricarinatus
Lineage: Eukaryota; Metazoa; Arthropoda; Malacostraca; Decapoda; Parastacidae
Source: RefSeq, a predicted model, not a curated record
AUGUCUAUAGGCUUAAUAGAAAGAUUUAUUAAUUACUUGUAUUUCGGCAUUUACGACCUCCAGUCAGUACACUUACGACCUCCAGCCAGUACACUUACGACCUCCAGUCAGUACACUUAUUACCUCCAGUCAGUACAUUUUCGACCUCCAGUCAGUACACUUACGACCUCCAGUCAGUACACUUAUUACCUCCAGUCAGUACAUUUUCGACCUCCAGUCAGUACACUUACGACCUCCAGCCAGUACACUUACGACCUCCAGUCAGUACACUUACGACCUCCAGUCAGUACACUUACGACCUCCAGUCAGUACACUUACGACCUCCAGUCAGUACACUUACGACCUCCAGCCAGUACACUUACGACCUCCAGUCAGUACACUUACGACCUCCAGUCAGUACACUUACGACCUCCAGCCAGUACAUUUAAACGACCUCCAGUCAGUACACUUACGACCUCCAGUCAGUACACUUACGACCUCCAGUCAUACACUUACGACCUCCACCAGUACACUUACGACCUCCAGUCAGUACACUUACGACCUCCAGUCAGUACACUUACGACCUCCCAGAAAUACACUUACGACCUCCAGCCAGUACACUUACGACCUCCAGUCAGUACACUUACGACCUCCAGUCAGUACACUUACGACCUCCAGUCAGUACACUUAUUACCUCCAGUCAGUACAUUUUCGACCUCCAGUCAGUACACUUACGACCUCCAGCCAGUACACUUACGACCUCCAGUCAGUACACUUACGACCUCCAGUCAGUACACUUACGACCUCCAGCCAGUACACUUACGACCUCCAGUCAGUACACUUACGACCUCCAGUCAGUACACUUACGACCUCCAGUCAGUACACUUACGACCUCCAGUCAAACAAUGUUCACUGAAGGGCGUAGUCUACGACCACGGGGAGAGUGUCUCACCACGGCAGUGUGUCGAUUGUGAGUGCCACGACGGUAAGAUGCAGUGCCGGCGAGUCGACCCUGAAGCAGCCCGAUCACUUGCCGACGACCCAUUCUGCCCGCACUGCAAUUGCUGGGUUACUGUGCCCAGAGACAUAGACGAGUGCCAGGAGGUGGGUGCACAUCACGGACACUACUGUCAAGCCCACACCCACUGUGUCAACACCGUAGGUUCGUACGUGUGUCAGUGCCACGACGGGUACGUCCGUGAAGACGAACUGACGUGCGUGGAACGUGACGAGUGUGCCCAGGAUGCCAACCAGUGCCACCAGCAUGCCUCGUGUACCAAUACCCCCGGAGGGUAUCGCUGUGAGUGCCUGCCCGGCUUUACAGGGGACGGCUUUAACUGUAAACCGGUGUGUAAUAGCAGCUGUGAGAACGGCGGUGUAUGCGUGGCACCUGGGCAGUGCCAGUGUCGUCGUGGCUUCAGUGGAGAGAGGUGCCAGCUAGACGUGGAUGAGUGUGCCAUGAACCUUCAUCAGUGCCAUGCUAACUCUCGCUGUGUUAACCUCCCUGGCUGGUAUACCUGCCAUUGUCUACCAGGAUACACCUCACUCUCCACUGACAACAACCAUGGUCUACUGUGUCAAGAUGUGGAUGAGUGCAGUGCUGGCACUGCAACAUGCCACGAGAGUGCCACAUGUGUCAACACAGAGGGCUCCUUCCUUUGCAGCUGCGACAAUGGCACUGUCUGCUCCCAUGGGUGUGUUGUACACGGCUUAGAACGUGCGAAUGGCGACGUGUGGAGCCCACCUGGUGUACAGUGUUCACAGUGUACUUGUACAGAGGGUACAGUCACCUGUCACCGCUCCCCCUGUGACUGUUCUGAUGAUAGUCUUGACACAGUGUGCUGCCCACAGUGUGAUGUACGGGCCUCGUGUACACACCAGGUGUACACACACUUGGUGUACACCAGUGGUCAGCGAUGGUUAUAUCAGUGCCAGACUUGUGAAUGUCUUAAAGGUGAAACUGACUGUUGGCCGUUAGAGUGUCCGCCAGUCCACUGUUCGAGUCCCCAGCGUGUGCCCGGAGACUGCUGUGCCCGGUGCCCAGAUGACCCCUGUAAAGCUCUGGAUGCCAACACCAGUUUGGGCUCCACUGGGAAUUCUUCGAGCCCUCAGGGAUGCCAUUAUAUGGGAGCCAUGUAUCCUGCAGGGGCCCAGUGGGCGGCCCUCAACGACGACUGUGUCACCUGCAGGUGCCAGAUGCCGUACUGCUGGCAGGGCGAAGGCCGGGGCGGUGCGUUGCGUGUUCACCGGACGGACAGGUGUGUUGUCGUUACGGCCGCCGCUGUCUGGGUAAUUGGCACAGGAGUGCCCUUCCAGUUGUCACGUCUGGUGCUCCGUGGGUUGGGCACACUCCACUUGUUGGCGCUGGGACUAGUUAUGUGUUUUGUGGCUCCGCUCUUCCGCUGCUUCGCUGCUCUGUGGCGGUUGCUGCUGCAACUGCAGCAGUUGCUGGUCACAACUACGCCACCCUCAGGGAAGUUACCGGCAUGCCCCACACAAACAAGUUGCCCCAGCCCGGAAUUACCCGCACCUCGCCGCCCACCAGACCUCACGCCCACCUGGUGGUGGGUGCCAACCCACCGACGGGUAGCACUUCCCCGCUCCGUGACGUGCCUCAGACAUUUGCCCUGGCGGGCACUCCUAGUGAUAGUGACACUCCAAAGACUGGCGGGGCGCCGCACGCUGGGCACCGCCGUCACUCGCAUCGAAAUGCCAUCUGGUGGAACCGAUCUCGCAGAGCACAAUUAUUCAGGGAGCCCCAAGAUGGGCUCAGGAAACGAGCGCCGUAAGGCGAUUCGAGCACAAGAAACGAGGUGCUUCAGUCUAAACGACAGAACCACUUCACUGACCUGAGGCCGGCCUCGCCCCGCCACUCCACGACUCAUUCCAUGGUAGCAGGUGUCACGUAUAUCCUCGCCUGCUGCUGGUAUUAAGCAGGCUUCGUGAGCAGAGUUGUUCCCACUUAACUGGUUGUUAGGAGGUUGCAAAACUCAUUGAUGCAGAUAUUGACCAGUGAGGCAAAAAUGCUCAUUUUUGUCACCCGGAAAUAGUGCAGCAUCAGCAGGGAGCAAAAAGUUGCAUCUGUAACUUCCUUGCAACUCUUAGCUAGUUGCAUUGCUCCUGUGCAGCAUGGAAUUCACAUUCCACAUUAGCUACUUUUAUGCAACUCUUCCCGGCAAGUUGCAUUGCUCCCUCAUCAUCCUGCUCCUCCGCCACAGCAGCAAUUGCAAGUUGUAGAUCCCAGAGCGAGGUAUCAACCCUAGUCUGCCUGAGCUGUAGCCUUGUCUGCCUCUGCCUGUCAAACGUUAGUCUUCCUUAAGGUCGUGGUCAGUGUAGCGGUGGUAUCAGUCAUGCACCCUAAUACAGUGUUCCUUAGGCGUUAUGGCCUCUCCCUAUUGGCUAAAACUUAGAAUCGGAGCUAGUGUACAGUGGGUGCUCAGGGCUACGGUUGUGUUGUACAUAUCAUGUAUAUAUAUAUACCAAUUAGGCUCAGCCGAUUCUUAUUUUGGUGAUGCUAAAGCGAGAGGUUGCCAUAGCUAAGACUGCCAUCAGUUGACGUAAAGACUGUUUUUUCUCUGUGGUCAUUCCAUUUUCUGCUAGUCAUGUUAGUCUUGUCCUGAUUUCCCUUGGCAUAACGUACUGUCACAUAGUACAGUUUACAUCGUAUGGGAAUAUACAUUCCUCUUGUCGCAUAAAUGAAAAAAAUAUGUUGAGAGAUUCAACAGCAAUGUUAUCCUGCACUCUAGUUGAUUAUAAUAGUCUCUAGUCAUUCCUAAUCAAUAUUCUGUAAUGUCUGCUGAUUAAACUGCCUACACGAUGAGUUGACUCAAUAUGGUUAUCAAGUGUGUACAGGUCAAUCCUUCAUGAACGGAGGGUCAGACACGGGGAAGACAUGGUCUGUGUGUUUCAACUUUGUCCAGACACUGUCUUCAGUAGAUGGAAAGGUUUUUGAUUUAGCAGAUAUCUGCUGAGGAAUGUCUCUGAGCAGAUAUCUGCCAAGAGAAUUUCUGAUCAGAUAUCUUCUAAGAGGGGGGUCUCUGAUUGUAUGCACAUUCACCAAGUGAAAGGUUCCUGAUUGGUCACACAGCUCAUUGCUCCCCACAUUUCACCCUCCAUUCAUGUGGGACUAACCUCUCCCAUCACUCAGUGUUUACAGGACUCAAUACACAUCUACAUAUAUACAUAUAUAUAUACAUAGUGUACUUAUCCAUGUACUCGCGUCACACUGAGGCAACAUGCGUCGCUGGUGAUGUACGCGCCAUUGUAUGUACACGUCAGUCGUGGCCCGUAUAAACAACCGUAGGAAUUAAUAAUUUUCAGUUCGAGAACGCAUGCAAGCGCAACGCCAGCCAGUGAAGGCAAUGGUUUUAUAGAUUUUGUGUGCUCAAAAAUCCAUGGAUUUCACACACUCACACACACACAC